AUGUCAGGGGCCCUGUGGAUGCUUCUCUGGGCCUUCUGGCGCUUCUGGUGGUGCGCGAGCGCGACCGGUCUAAUGGUGCACCGACACCGAGGGCUCCAGUGUCCCGGUUGGCUUGCCGGUGGUGGACAGCCCCGCUUGCUGGAGCUCUCAAGUCGUUGUCGCCUCGUCCCCGACGACCCCGCUGGCGACCCAUCUACCUGUCGAGCGGGUGACGGACUUUUGGGAGUCCUACGGUGGCAAUGUCAGACAACCAGGGCAGAGGCAUACCAGUCAAGUGGCGGAUCAACAACGGCAUGGCUUAUGGCUUGUUCGUGCCACGCGGUCGUGGCCGUGUUCAACAACCAAAGCACACCAGCACAGCACAGCGCAUGCACGGCAAGUAGCCGUGUCGUCGGGGGUGAAGUAGCCUCGGGGAACACAGAGUUCGGCGAUUGCCACCGAGAUUGGCUAGGACGUCCAUCUCGUACCACGCUGGCUUGUUGA
Molecule: messenger RNA, 483 nt
Organism: Verticillium alfalfae VaMs.102
Lineage: Eukaryota; Fungi; Ascomycota; Sordariomycetes; Glomerellales; Plectosphaerellaceae
Exons: 2
Coding region: 1-483 (160 amino acids)
Source: RefSeq, a predicted model, not a curated record